AUGAGGGUUUUGUUCUGCAAGAUCCAUUGUCCUUCUUUCGUUUGCUUUUGCAAGCCCUCUCCUAGUAUAUACAGACAAGGACCAUUGAAAUUGGAAAACAGUCCUCAUGUGCCUUCAACUGCAGUUAUAUCAGUUGCUGAUGCCUCCUCUAAUGAUGAUCAUGUGCUUAAUGAUUCCAUUGAGGUGACAGAAGGGAGUGUAGAUGUUGAUGGGAAGCAAUCAGAGGCUCAGAAUAGCCUCAAAAGUAGUCUUAGGAAGGCGGCUUUUGAUUCGAAAGAGGUUGAUAAGAAGAAAGUGCGGUGGAUAGAUUUCUUAGGGAAAGAGCUUGUCGAGAUCAGAGAAUUUGAGCCCAGCGAAACAGAAGAGAGCGACAGUGAAGAUCAGAGCAACAGAGGCUGUGUUUGUACAAUUCUUUGA
Messenger RNA from Dovyalis caffra, 417 nucleotides. The record is from the annotation of a GenBank genome assembly. Lineage: Eukaryota; Viridiplantae; Streptophyta; Magnoliopsida; Malpighiales; Salicaceae.